Lathyrus sativus (Indian pea) is the source of this 3168-nucleotide messenger RNA. Lineage: Eukaryota; Viridiplantae; Streptophyta; Magnoliopsida; Fabales; Fabaceae. The record is from the annotation of a GenBank genome assembly.
AUGUCUGCCGAACAUGUUUUACCGUUCUCUGUUGUUUCUGUCGUUGAGGAUGUUCUUCAACAACAGAGUACCCCGUCAAGCGAUUACAAAUUUGCUUCCAGAAAAGCCGAAGAAGCUUCUUUGAGAAGGUAUGAAGCGGCGGGUUGGUUGAGAAAAACGGUUGGAGUUGUUGGGGGAAAAGACUUACCGGCGGAACCUUCUGAAGAAGAUUUUCGGAUUGGUUUGCGAAGUGGGAUUAUCCUCUGCAAUGCUCUCAACAGAAUUCAACCGGGAGCCGUGGCCAAGGUGGUUGAAGGCCCUAGUGAUUCUGUUAUUAUUCCUGAUGGAGCCGCGUUGUCUGCUUUUCAAUACUUUGAAAAUGUAAGGAACUUUCUUGUAGCAGUCGGAGAAAUCGGACUUCCUACCUUUGAAGCUUCUGAUUUGGAACAGGGAGGAAAGUCUUCAAGAAUAGUGAAUUGUGUUUUGGCACUCAAGUCCCAUGCUGAAGGGAAACUUGGAGGAAGAAGUGGGUCGGGGUCAUUGAAAUAUGGUCAAAAGCCACCUAUGUCUGCGAAAUCGAUGGCGAGGAAAAACUCAGAACCAUUCAUGAAGUCUCUAUGGAGCAUGACAUUAGUUGACAAAGAUGGUUACGCAAGUGAUAACUCUUCAUAUAGUGAUCUCGGACAGGAUCGACUUGAAGGGGGCUCGUUUUCUUCCUUAAACUCACUCGUUCGCCAAUAUUUGUCUGAUAAGAAGCCCGAGGAGAUUCCCAUUGUAGUGGAGUCUCUUCUUAACCGAGUCAUGGAAGAAUUUGAGCGUCGGAUGCAAAUUCAACAAGAAAUGCAAAUUCAGCAAGAACCGCAAGUUCAACAAGAACCGCAAGUUCAACAAGAAACAUUGAAAACAACAACUCAAGAAGAUAAGGCACCAUCUGAAACGGAACAAUCAAUUUCAAAAGAUGUUUCUGUUGAUGAAGCGAUGGAAGAAAAAGAGGAUGGAGAACAGUUGCAAGACAAACAAGAGGAAUGCUAUGAUGAGAAAUACAAUGGUGAUGCUGAACAAUCAAACAGCUUCAAUUUAAUGCAGCAAAGUUUAGUCGAGCAACAAAAUAGAAUUGCCCAGCAGAGUUUAGUCGAGCAACAGAGUAGAAUUGUCCAGCAGAGUUUAGUCGAGCAACAAAAUAAAAGUGUACAGGAAGUGAAAAAAGUUGUCCUUCAAACGAAAUCGGGAAUGCAGUUUCUGCAAAAGGAAUACCAGAAGGAUAUGAUCAAUCUAAGUAAGCACUUGCGUAGUCUAGCUGCUGCUGCUUCAGGAUAUCAUAAAGUUCUCGAAGAAAACCGCAAGUUAUACAAUCAAGUGCAGGAUCUCAAAGGAAAUAUUAGGGUGUACUGUCGAGUUCGACCGUUCUUGGGAGGAGGGCAAGUGAGUCAAAAUAGUGUUGUCUGCAGCGUGGAGGAAGGAAGUAUGUCACUCAUGAUACCUCCGAAUUCCAAACUUGGUAAAGAGGGAAAAAAGACAUUUAACUUCAAUAAAGUGUUUGGUUCUUCUUCAACACAAGGGGAAGUUUUCGCGGAUACGCAGCCUCUAAUUCGUUCUGUUCUCGAUGGUUACAAUGUUUGUAUAUUUGCAUAUGGCCAGACAGGAUCAGGAAAAACAUACACUAUGGCAGGACCAGACAAUCUUGAUGAGGACACCAUAGGUGUGAACUACCGUGCAUUGAGAGAUCUUUUCUUUCUCUCAGACCAGAGGAAAGAGACCAUUAUCUAUGAAAUAUCGGUUCAGAUGCUUGAGAUUUACAAUGAGCAAGUCCGAGACCUAUUAGCUCCAGAGGAAAUCCGCAAUAGUUCCAGUAAUGGCAUCAACGUGCCAGACGCGAAUCUCGUUCCAGUUUCAACCACUUCCGAAGUGAUAAAUUUGAUGAACUUAGGACAUAAAAAUCGUGCAGUUGGCUCUACUGCCAUGAACGAUCGUAGCAGUCGUUCUCACAGCUGCUUGACAGUUCACGUUCACGGAAAGAACUUGGUAUCGGGAAGCAUUAUCCGAGGUUGUAUGCAUCUUGUCGAUCUUGCAGGAAGUGAAAGGGCUGAUAAAACCGAGGCCACAGGAGAUAGACUUAAAGAGGCUCAGCAUAUCAACAAGUCACUUUCCGCCUUAGGAGAUGUAAUUGCUUCCCUUGCUCAGAAGAAUGCCCAUGUUCCAUACAGGAACAGCAAACUCACUCAGCUACUUCAGGAUGCACUCGGAGGACAGGCCAAGACCCUAAUGUUUGUUCAUAUGAGUCCGGAACCCGAUGCUCUUGGAGAAACACUUAGUACACUCAAGUUUGCCGAACGCGUCUCCUCCGUUGAACUUGGAGCCGCACGAGUGAAUAAAGAUAAUACAGAAGUGAAAGAUCUUAAAGAACAGAUUGCUAUGCUGAAGGCAGCCUUAGCAAGGAAAGACGGAGAAGCGGAACACGUUCAGCAACCUACCAAUAGUGGCCAUGUAACACCAAAGGUGAAAUCCUAUGCAUCGUCACCUCCCAUGCAGCAGCGUAACGUGACAUCGUCCGGAGGCCGUAAGGUGCCCAAAGAUGAUUCUAGUAACAUAAUGGGCCAGAAAAAGAGUGCAACAAAGCUGAAAAGAAGAAGUCUAGAUCCUCACGACAUGUAUCGCAAUUCACUACCAUGGCCACAUGUUAACAACCAAGCCGUAAAUGGAAAAGACGACGAUAAAGAUUCAGAUUCAGUUUCGGGUGAAUGGGUUGAUAAGAUUCCGAUGAACCGGACCGACAGCUUAACUAGCGAUGAUAGCUUAGUGGAACAAUGGGAAGCAGAUAGUAAACAAUUCUCUCCAAUAAGUUCAAGUUCAUUUUCAGAAAAUUCAAAGUUAAGUUUGGAACCCGCGUUCGACACUACCACAAUGACAACAGAAGAAUCUGAUGAACUUGAAAUCGCAACCAGUGAUUCUUCAGAAUCAGACAUGAAUUGGCUUAUACAAGCACCUAAACCAACCGCGCCUUCAAAUGGAGUAGCCUCUAUUAAAGCAAAGAAAUCUAUUAAUCCAAAACAAUCAAAGAUACCCGAAAUCAGGAGUAUGAUUCCUUCGUUAAUUCCUACGCCGGGGAAGAAACUACCAACUCCAACUCCAAUUACUCAAGCAAGAAAGAAUCAAGGAUCUAUUGAUGUAAAGAGGAGGAAUGCAAAGUGA